This is a messenger RNA of Vespa crabro (European hornet), 1182 nucleotides long. Its product is annotated as achaete-scute complex protein T5-like. Bases 122 to 1033 code for a protein of 303 amino acids. NCBI's taxonomy places the organism in Eukaryota, Metazoa, Arthropoda, Insecta, Hymenoptera, Vespidae. Gene Ontology annotation, molecular function: DNA-binding transcription factor activity, RNA polymerase II-specific; protein dimerization activity; RNA polymerase II transcription regulatory region sequence-specific DNA binding. Gene Ontology annotation, cellular component: RNA polymerase II transcription regulator complex. Gene Ontology annotation, biological process: regulation of transcription by RNA polymerase II. The record is from RefSeq and is a predicted model, not a curated record. The transcript is spliced from 2 exons.
UAGGUAGUCGUGGCUCUCUUACGGCAGUACUUGGAUACACGUAAAGAAGAGCUCGUUCUUCAAGGUCGGCGGGCACGCGCGAGAACUCCUACUCUAGCGGUGGGGGUAUCGGAUCAGUGAUAUGACCUUAGUGGGACUGAAGCAAGAGAACCCGAACGUACUGCCCAUCAUGCUGAGCGUGCAGCAGCAGCAUCAUCAUCACCAUGGUCUUCAUGUAUCUACCGCAGGCUCUGUGCAAAACCAUCGUGGCAAUGUAAUUGUCUCAACUAGCAGUAUGCCAAAUAACGAUAUAAAAGGCUUACAACAGCACGCUUGUAAACGGUCAAAAAUGUACGGACAAACAACAGGACCUUAUGGAGCUGUUCCUCAUCAGCCGGCUUCGGUGGCAAGACGAAAUGCGCGCGAAAGGAAUCGCGUAAAACAGGUGAAUAAUGGAUUCGCUACUUUAAGACAGCAUAUACCUCAGAGUGUCGCUCAAGCAUUGGGUGGAAGCACGACUGGGACUCAUGGUGGUUCUAGAGCAGGUAGCAAGAAGUUGUCCAAAGUUGAGACACUUAGGAUGGCAGUAGAAUACAUCAGAAGUCUACAACGUCUUUUAGAGGAACAUGACAACGGUUCGGACAUUUCUUCUUCGACUGUAUCCGCGUCAUCAACCACCUCAUCAACGUCACCUGCCGCGUGUAGUCCUACCGGUGGACUCGGUACAGACUCCAAUCAUCGUGCAUCCGAACUCAGACUAUGUGGUAACGACGUGCGACAUCACACUAGCCCUCAUCAUACCUCAGAUCUUCACAGACAUCAACAUAUUAGACAAAAUCCCAGCCCAACUUUUGUACCAGCACCCUGUUCAGAAGCUUCGAGUUCUCCCACGCCGAGUUUCGUCUCGGAAACAUCAUCAGCCGGUAGUCAAGGUUAUGGAACGUCUUCGGGUAAUCUUUAUGCUUCUCACCCCGACGAUUACGAUUACAACGAGCCGAUGAGGCCCGAGGACGAAGAUCUUCUUGAUGUCAUCUUCUGUUGGCAGCAGAGUUAAUGAGACAACAAACGAUUUCCCGAUGAUACUUCCGUAUAGUCCUCGAGAAAAAAACAGGAAUGCAUAAUUAAUCGGAAGAUUUUAUCAGGCAGUAGAAUCGCAAUGUACAAUACAGAAGAUGACAAACGGCGGCUGUUUCAAUAACUGUG